Molecule: messenger RNA, 4833 nt
Organism: Oncorhynchus mykiss (rainbow trout)
Lineage: Eukaryota; Metazoa; Chordata; Actinopteri; Salmoniformes; Salmonidae
Source: RefSeq, a predicted model, not a curated record
GAGAGGCAGAGAGCGAGAGAGACAGAGAGAGAGAGAGGCAGAGAGAGAGAGAGAGUGUGUGUGUGUGUGAGAGAGAGAAAGAGAGAGUCAAAGAGAGAGCGAGAGAAGAUGAGGAGACUCCUCCAGGACUCUCCUCUGUGUUGCGUGGUAAAACUCUGGUCUCAGUCCGGCCUGGAGUUCUCUCUUCUCUAAGACCUUCCUGCUCCUCUCAGCUGCUUUCCUCUUCAUGAAGACCACUGACAUCGGUGAUGUGAUGAAUAAAUUUGAAGUCCUUGGCAUUGUAGGUGAAGGAGCCUAUGGAGUGGUUCUGAAGUGCAGGCACAAGGAGACCAAUGAGCUGGUGGCCAUAAAGAAGUUUAAGGACAGCGAGGAGAAUGAGGAGGUUAAAGAGACCACGCUGAGGGAGCUGAAGAUGCUGCGGACGCUGAAACAGGAGAACAUCGUGGAACUCAAAGAGGCUUUCAGGAGGAGAGGGAAACUCUACCUGGUCUUUGAAUAUGUGGAGAGGAACAUGCUGGAGUUGCUGGAGGAACUGCCUAACGGAGCACCCCCUGACAAAGCCAGGAACUACAUCUACCAGCUGAUCAAAGCCAUCCACUGGUGCCAUAAGAAUGAGAUCGUACACAGAGACAUCAAGCCUGAAAACCUCCUCAUCAGCUCUGAGGAUGUUCUCAAACUCUGUGAUUUUGGCUUUGCCCGCAACCUGUCAGAGGGAAGUGAUGCCAACUACACUGAGUAUGUAGCCACUAGGUGGUACCGCUCUCCUGAGCUACUGCUGGGGGCCCCCUAUGGUAAGGCUGUAGACAUGUGGUCAGUGGGUUGUAUCCUGGGGGAGCUGAGUGAUGGCCAGCCUCUGUUCCCAGGGGAGAGUGAGAUAGAUCAACUCUUUACCAUCCAGAAGGUCCUGGGUCCUCUACCUGCUGAACAGAUGAAGCUCUUCUACAACAACCCUCGCUUCCAUGGACUACGGCAGUUCCCCUCAGUGAAUCACCCUACAACCCUGGAGCGGAGGUACCUGGCCAUCCUGAGUGGCCUCAUGCUGGAUCUGAUGAAGAACCUGUUGUUGCUGGUCCCUUCUGACCGCUACCUGACAGAACAGAGUCUGAACCACCCAGCCUUCCAGCCCCUCCGCCUCCUGGAGCAGCCCGCCCCAGCACCACCCUCCCCUAACCCCCCACGCUCCUCCAAGAGGAAGCCCCACAGCCACAUGGAGAACACUGUGCCCACCAGAAGCCACGGCAGUAAGAGCUCGGGUCACCGUCACUCUAACAGUAAGGAAUGUUCCAGCCUACCUCGUCAUGGCGACCUUCACCUAGGCAACGACAGCUUCCUGAACGGCAACAAGCCUGUGUCGUCCAGCCUGAGCCCCACCCUCCACCCCAAGGCUUACAUGACCCAGACCCUCAACCGCUCCAUCACCUGUAAUAAGGACUUGGUCAACAACAACAUGCCACACCUGCUCAGCCCCAAGGACACCAAGGGCACGACACAGUUUGACUUCAACCUGGUUGGUGUUGGGCCCCCAGGGGCCAAGGCUCCUGACCAGCAGGGCCCUGGAGCCAUGUACGUGAAGUCCACCUCCCGCUCUCAGCAGCAGCAACAGCAAGUAGGGCAGGGACGACACUCUUCCUUUCUGGAGGGCAAGACCAAUACCAUGGAGAAACAACAUGGCCGCCAUGGUGGACACAACAUAGACUCCACCCACAGCUCCUCCAAGAGUUCCAGCUCCUACCUGAGCCUGUCCAAGAGCCACAGCGCCUUGAGCAACAAUGCCAAGUCUGUGGGUGGUAACCUUGGAGAUGGGGUGAGGGGCGUGCACCCCGACGACCCUUCGGCAACCCCUGGAAUCUCCGCCCGCUUCUUCCCUGCCAGCUGCCUGGACCUGAACCUCAAUGCCCCACCUGGAAGUCCCCAGGUCCCCCGCCACAGCGAACGCCACUCUUCUGGCCACGCACCCCCUGGAAGUCCCCAGGUCCCCCGCCACAGCGAACGCCACUCUUCUGGCCACGCCCCCCCUGGAAGUCCCCAGGCCCCCCGCCACAGCGAACGACACUCUUCUGGCCACGCCCCCCCUGGAAGUCCCCAGGUCCCCCGCCACAGCGAACGCCACACUUCUGGACACACAUCCAGCCACACCGGCCACUCCUCCGGUCACAGCCCCUCGUCCCGCGGCAACAACCCCCGUCUGGAGAGCUCCACCCUGGACUCGUCCUGCCGACGCGCCUCCUCUUCCAGACACAAAGCUCCAGAGGAGACCUUGGCCCCGGGCCCGGAGCUUCUUGACCCAGGAGGAGAAGGGGAUGGUGGGGGGAACCACGGAGCUCACACCCUGGCCUCCCCCCAUGAGUCCUACCCCUACGGCCUGGGCUACACCAGUCCCUUCUCUUCCCAGCAGAGGCCUCACCGCCACUCCAUGUACGUGAGGAGGAGUGAGCGCCACAGGUCCCACGGAGGUGGGGGUGGAGGGGGUAGUGAGGGGGGCUUAAUGGUGGGUCAGGGGUUGCCCACCAGGGCUAGCAGUCUGCAGAUGCUCUCCCCCCAGCUUCAGCACCGCACCCUCACCAGACACCCCGUAGGACACUCUGUGGGAUCGUCCAGAGAGGACUGCACUGAAGACACGACCAGGAGUGAGCCGUCUUCUAAAGAGGUGGUGACCUCUCACCCCCGACCCCAGAUUAAAGACUCCACGCGGGACAACCCAGCCUCCUUUCACUCACAACGCCCUGCUAAGAACGAGGUACCAGUGGGGAUGUACCAUGAGCCCCACCCCGAGGACCCAGUCUCCUCCAAGGAGAACCGCAUGAUCUUCAGUGACUCCAUGCCCAGACGGGUAGGAAGCUUCUACAGAGUGCCCUCUCCCAGGCCAGACAACUCCUCGUCCUUCCAUGAUGGUGGGGCUCAGAGGGAGAGCAGAGGACCGCCGGUGCCAGGGGACCCAGGUGUCAUGAACAACCACUCCAAACGCCAGACUGCCUUUGACUGGAGUACUGCAGAGGCAAUGGUGAUGAACCAACCAGAGCCGGCCAAAGAGAAGGAGAAACAGGGCUUCUUCAGAUCGAUGAAGAAGAAGAAGAAGAAGCCGACCAAUACCACAGACAGAGUCGACGAUGGAAGGAACCCCCGCAUCAAGAAAGGCCUUUUCCCUCUGUUUAACUCAAAGAAUAGCUUAAAGCAUACUUCCUCUCAGAAAGCUCUUCCCGUAGUGCCCUCGCCCAUGCUGCAGCAUCAGUCUACCGCACCCUACUCUACCUCACCAGUUCCUGGUGAUAGCCAGGACAACCUGUUUAUCCAGAAGGGGGCCAAGUCCUCGUCCUCGUCUUCCUCUCACCACGGCAGCCGGAGGAAGAACCGCGAACGCUCCCGGGAUAAGGACCGUGAACGCGAGCAGAGCCGAGAUCGCGACAGAGAAAGAGAGCGAGAGAGGGAGAGAGGGAGACAGAGAGAGAGAGUCAGUGACUGGCCUCAGGAGAAACAGAACCAACCCCUGAAGUCCCUACGCAGGCUCCUGCACCUCUCCCCCUCCUCCUCUUCCAGCCAACCCCCUCCUCCUUCCGACCUGCGAUUCCAGCACCUCCCCAACCCCCCCACCUCCUCCUCUAAAGGGGGAGUGUUCAGCGAUGGGAGAGGCGACGGUAGGUCCCACCAGGGACACCCUAGCAGCAGCAGCUCCAGCUCUGGUCAGUCUAAGAGCCACAGGAAGCAGAGUUACCCCCUCCCGGGGCAGAUACAGGGGCAGAUGGAGUCCAACUGGCACGCGGCGGCCCUCGCCAGGGCAGAGGGGGCUCAGCCGUACCCCGACCAAAUGGUCGCCAACGGGCCCACCUUUACCAGACCGUCAAGGUCACGGAUGCCAAACCUCAACGACCUGAAAGAGACAGCCCUGUGAGGAGAACAUGGAAUUAGAAUUCUACCACAUGGAAUUAGAAUUCUACCACAUGGAAUUAGAAUUCUACCACAUGGAAUUAGAAUUCUACCACAUGGAAUUAGAAUUCUACCACAUGGAAUUAGAAUUCUACCACCCAUUGACUUGAAUGGGGAUGUCCAUUCUAGGAAAAAAUGUCUAUGGAGGAGACGUCUCUCUGCCCUCAGGGGUCGUCAUGUUGGUUAGGCACCAAAAUGGAACAAAACAGACUGAAGCAGGGAGGGACAAGAUGGACAACUGUCCGAUAAGAAAAGCUUAUUUUUUUUGUGGUGCGUUGCGAAGCGUUUUGUAACGUUUUCAAUUGUGUGCCCUAAUGAAUAGGACUCUGGGCUCUCACUACUGCCGCCUGCUGGCCGCCAGACGCACCUCGGACUAUAGAGAUCAGAAGGCUAUACUGUAUCUCUCUCUAAGGUCAGGACUAUAUGACUGGGAGGUGGACUGACUGGCUGUAAAAAUCUGACCUUUUUUGAUGCUUCAAACAUUUGAUAGAAUUUGUAUUGACAUUAUAUUAUAUUAUUCAUGAAAUUCCUUUUAUUUGAUUUAAAUUAAAUGACUUUAUUUAACGAUAUGUAGGCCUAAAUGGAGAUUUAAUAAGUAUUGUAGAAUUAAUAAUUGUGUAAUAUUGCAAGAGCUUUAAAAAUAAAUGUAAAAAAGAUUAUGAGAUUCUAACUAUAUAUAUAAUAAUAAUAAUUCAAUAUUUCAUCCAAAAAUAUUUAAUUGUGGAGGUUUUUCAUCAUUUCUAUUUAUUGUUGUUACAGUAAAGCCUGUUUGUUCUGUCCAUUUACUUGAAUGUAUUUAUUUGAUCUGAUUUGACACAGAGUUAUGGAGAUUAUAUAUAGAUAUAUGUACGACAGAUGGACAAAGACAAAUGAUAUAAUGUUAUAAUGUAUGAUAAAAUAAUGAGAUACCUA